This is a messenger RNA of Lagenorhynchus albirostris (white-beaked dolphin), 3695 nucleotides long. It is a transcript of the gene ACTN4, whose product is annotated as actinin alpha 4. Bases 70 to 2871 code for a protein of 933 amino acids. The record is from RefSeq and is a predicted model, not a curated record. Gene Ontology annotation, cellular component: plasma membrane; Z disc; cell projection. The transcript has 22 exons. Gene Ontology annotation, biological process: actin cytoskeleton organization; muscle cell development. Gene Ontology annotation, molecular function: calcium ion binding; actin filament binding. NCBI's taxonomy places the organism in Eukaryota, Metazoa, Chordata, Mammalia, Artiodactyla, Delphinidae.
GGCGACGGCGGCUCGGCCAGAGGGGCGGGAGCAGAGGCGGGAGUGGACGGGCUCGGGAGAGGCAGCGGAAUGGUGGACUACCACGCGGCGAACCAGUCGUACCAAUACGGCCCCAGCAGCGGGAGCAAUGGCGCUGGCGGCGGGGGUAGCAUGGGCGACUACAUGGCCCAGGAGGACGACUGGGACCGGGACCUGCUGCUGGACCCGGCCUGGGAGAAGCAGCAGCGCAAGACCUUCACAGCCUGGUGCAACUCCCACCUGAGGAAGGCCGGCACGCAGAUCGAGAACAUCGACGAGGACUUCCGAGACGGGCUCAAGCUCAUGCUCCUCCUGGAGGUCAUUUCAGGGGAGCGGUUACCUAAGCCGGAGCGGGGCAAGAUGAGAGUGCACAAAAUCAACAAUGUGAACAAGGCACUGGACUUCAUCGCCAGCAAAGGAGUCAAGCUGGUCUCCAUUGGGGCGGAAGAGAUUGUGGACGGCAACGCAAAGAUGACCCUGGGAAUGAUCUGGACCAUCAUCCUCAGGUUCGCCAUCCAGGACAUCUCUGUGGAAGAGACCUCUGCCAAGGAAGGGCUCCUUCUCUGGUGCCAGAGAAAGACGGCCCCGUACAAGAACGUCAACGUGCAGAACUUCCACAUCAGCUGGAAGGACGGUCUUGCUUUCAAUGCCCUGAUCCACCGGCACAGACCAGAGCUGAUUGAGUACGACAAGCUGAGAAAGGACGACCCCGUCACCAACCUGAACAAUGCCUUUGAAGUGGCUGAGAAAUACCUAGACAUCCCCAAGAUGUUGGAUGCAGAGGACAUCGUGAACACGGCCCGACCCGACGAGAAGGCCAUAAUGACCUAUGUGUCCAGCUUCUACCAUGCCUUUUCAGGAGCGCAGAAGGCUGAGACUGCCGCCAACCGGAUUUGCAAGGUGCUGGCUGUCAACCAGGAGAAUGAACACCUGAUGGAAGAUUAUGAGAGGCUGGCCAGCGAUCUCCUGGAGUGGAUCCGGCGCACCAUCCCCUGGCUGGAGGACCGCGUGCCCCAGAAGACCAUCCAGGAGAUGCAGCAGAAGCUGGAGGACUUCCGCGACUACCGGCGCGUCCAUAAGCCGCCCAAGGUGCAGGAGAAAUGCCAGCUGGAGAUCAACUUCAACACGCUGCAGACCAAGCUGCGCCUCAGCAACCGGCCCGCCUUCAUGCCCUCCGAGGGCAGGAUGGUCUCGGACAUCAACAACGGCUGGCAGCACCUGGAGCAGGCCGAGAAGGGCUACGAGGAGUGGCUGCUGAACGAGAUCCGCAGGUUGGAGCGGCUCGACCACCUGGCAGAGAAGUUCCGGCAGAAGGCCUCCAUCCACGAGGCCUGGACCGACGGGAAGGAGGUGAUGCUGAAGCACCGGGACUAUGAGACGGCCACCCUGUCGGACAUCAAAGCCCUCAUCCGCAAGCACGAGGCCUUCGAGAGCGACCUGGCCGCGCACCAGGACCGCGUGGAGCAGAUUGCCGCCAUCGCCCAGGAGCUCAACGAGCUGGAUUACUACGACUCCCACAACGUCAACACCCGCUGCCAGAAGAUCUGCGACCAGUGGGAUGCCCUUGGCUCUCUGACCCACAGUCGCAGGGAAGCCCUGGAGAAAACGGAGAAGCAGCUGGAGACCAUUGACCAGCUGCACCUGGAGUACGCCAAGCGGGCAGCCCCCUUCAACAACUGGAUGGAGAGCGCCAUGGAGGACCUCCAGGACAUGUUCAUCGUCCACACCAUCGAGGAAAUCGAGGGCCUGAUCUCAGCCCACGACCAGUUCAAGUCGACACUGCCGGACGCCGACAGGGAACGGGAGGCCAUCCUGGCCAUCCACAAGGAGGCCCAGAGGAUCGCCGAGAGCAACCACAUCAAGCUGUCAGGCAGCAACCCCUACACCACCGUCACCCCCCAGAUCAUCAACUCCAAGUGGGAGAAGGUGCAGCAGCUGGUGCCCAAGCGCGACCACGCCCUCCUGGAGGAGCAGAGCAAGCAGCAGUCCAACGAGCACCUCCGCCGCCAGUUCGCCAGCCAGGCCAACAUCGUGGGGCCCUGGAUCCAGACUAAGAUGGAGGAGAUCGGGCGCAUCUCCAUCGAGAUGAAUGGGACUCUGGAGGACCAGCUGAGCCACCUGAAGCAGUAUGAGCGCAGCAUUGUGGACUACAAGCCGAACCUGGACCUGCUGGAGCAGCAGCACCAGCUCAUCCAGGAGGCCCUCAUCUUCGACAACAAGCACACCAACUACACCAUGGAGCACAUCCGCGUGGGCUGGGAGCAGCUGCUCACCACCAUCGCCCGCACCAUCAACGAGGUCGAGAACCAGAUCCUCACCCGCGAUGCCAAAGGCAUCAGCCAAGAGCAGAUGCAGGAGUUCCGGGCGUCCUUCAAUCACUUCGACAAGGACCACGGCGGGGCGCUGGGGCCAGAGGAGUUCAAGGCCUGCCUCAUCAGCCUGGGCUACGACGUGGAGAAUGACCGGCAGAAGCAGACGGGCAGCAUGGACUCCGAUGACUUCAGGGCUCUGCUUAUCUCCACGGGAUACAGCCUGGGCGAUGCCGAGUUCAACCGCAUCAUGAGCGUGGUUGACCCCAACCACAGCGGCCUCGUGACCUUCCAAGCCUUCAUCGACUUCAUGUCGAGGGAGACCACCGACACAGACACGGCCGACCAGGUCAUCGCCUCCUUCAAGGUCCUGGCCGGGGACAAGAACUUCAUCACAGCCGAGGAGCUGCGGAGAGAGCUGCCCCCCGACCAGGCCGAGUACUGCAUCGCCCGCAUGGCCCCAUACCAGGGCCCUGAUGCCGUGCCCGGGGCCCUCGACUACAAGUCCUUCUCCACAGCCCUGUACGGCGAGAGCGACCUGUGAGGCCCCCACCAGAGAAACCCUGACCAAACACCCCUCCUCACAGCCUCCAGGAGGGGCUGGGGGAGCUUUUCUGCCCCACCCCACCCCCCCACUGCAAGGGCACCCCCUGGCCCCGCUCCUCUGACUCUGUAUCUAUGCAAAGCACUCUCUGUCAGUCCUUUCUGGGCGGGAGUGGGGUGGGCAGGGAGGGGCUGGGGCAGGCUCUCUCCUCUCUCUUUGUCAGUGGGCCAGGAGGAUCUCCCCCUCCCCCUGGACGGGGGUGUGGGAGGCUUCCGGGGUCAGCGCUUCUGGUCUGGUAAAUAUAUAUGAUGUGUUGUUUUGUUUUGUUUUUUUAACUCUGUGGAGGGGACAGUGGAUCCUCACAGUAAAACAGGCCCCCUCCAAGCCCUAGAAACGCCCACCCCUCACCACCCCCCUGGUCCAUUUCUUCUCCCCUGAGGUCCCUUCAAGGCCUCCCACAUCCAGGCCAAAGCCCGACGUGCCUUGUCCAGGAACCGCCCGGGCCUGCGAUGGGCCCCGUAGAGGGUGCCACAGCUGCCCGGCAGGAAAGAGGACCAGCCUGCUCCCUGCUCCCUUGUCCCCUCCCCUCACUUGGCAUCGCCAGGAGAUGAGGGGGUUCAGCUCAGUCCCCCCUCUUCUGCACCAGGAGUGGGGUUGGGCAGACCAGCCUCCCACCCUCACCCCCAGCCAGCCCCCACCUUGCUUUGUCUGGACCUGCGUAUCUCUCAGAUUUUUCUAAGGACCCCCUCCACCGGCAAAAAAAAAAAAAAGAAAAAAGAAAAAAAACACACACACAAAACACACACAAAAAAAACACACAAAAA